This is a messenger RNA of Triplophysa rosa, 1909 nucleotides long. RefSeq names its product zinc finger BED domain-containing protein 5. The record is from RefSeq and is a predicted model, not a curated record. NCBI's taxonomy places the organism in Eukaryota, Metazoa, Chordata, Actinopteri, Cypriniformes, Nemacheilidae. The coding region runs from base 146 to 1549 and encodes 467 amino acids. The transcript has 2 exons.
UCUUGAAACUGCGUUCUCUAGCAACGACAACAGUAAAGCAGUGGAGGCAUCUUAUCGUGUUGCCAAACUCAUCGCAAAGGCUGGAAAACCUCACACAAUUGGUGAAAACUUGAUUUUACCUGCCGCAAAAGAAAUUAUUAGCGUGAUGUGUGGAGACAAAGCUCGCAAGCAGAUAAAUCUGAUUUCACUUUCAGAUAAUAAAGUUGAGAGAAGAAUAAAUGAAAUGGCAGAAGAUAUAACUCAGAAGUUGGUUAUAAACAUUCAAGAGAGUCCUUUUUAUGCCCUACAGUUGGAUGAAUCGACUGAUAUAGCAAACCUUUCCAACCUUCUUGCCUUUGUACGGUAUGUACAUAAUGGACAACUACAAGAGGAUUUCCUUUUCUGUAAGCCGCUGCCGGGUCAAUCAACUGCCCAAGCCAUAUUUGAUAUUUUGAAUGCAUUCAUUGUUUCAAAUGGAAUUGAUUGGUCUAAAUGCGUGGGUCUGAGCACAGACGGAGCAAGAGCCAUGACUGGGCAUCGCAACGGACUCGUUGCGCGCGUGAAAACACUUGCACCGCUCGUGAGCUCCGUACACUGCAGUAUUCAUCGGGAAGCACUAGCGACCAAGAAGAUGCCCACAGAUCUCAAAUGUGUCUUGGAUGAGGCUGUUAAAAUAGUAAAUUUCAUAAAGACUAGGCCCCUUCAGUCACGUUUGUUUCGACUUCUCUGUGAGGAAAUGGGAAGUGACCAUGUUCAGCUUCUUCUACACACUGAGGUACGAUGGCUUUCACGAGGCAGAGUCCUUACUCGUCUCUUCGAAUUACGCAACGAAGCACAGAUUUUUUUAUCCGACUCAAAAUGCCCCCUUUCUGACCGCCUCAGUGACUUUGAGUGGCUUGCAAAAUUGUCCUAUCUUUCUGAUAUUUUCAAUCACCUAAAUGGGGUGAAUUUGAGUCUUCAAGGCAAAUCAGUGACAGCGUUUCAAGUCCAAAAUAAAAUCGAAGCCACAAUAAAGAAACUGGACAUUUGGGCCAGGCGAAUUUGCAAAUCACACGCCGAAUUGUUUGAGAAUUUGUCACAUUUUUUGACAGAAGAAGCAACGAGCCUACCCGCUUCGGUUAAAAAGCUGAUUGAAGAGCAUCUCCAAGGAUUGAAGAGCCAGUUGCGUGACUACUUUCCAUCUCUAGAUGUCCAGGUAACCUGGAUGGAAAAUCCUUUUGCAAACUUGUGUGAGGGAUCCGUCACAAGUUUAAGUGCAAAAGAGCAUGACAGCCUCAUUGACUUAUCUUGUGACAGUGCUUUAAAAUUAACGUUUUCUCAAAAAUCUUUGACUGAUUUUUGGAUUCAUACUCUCUCUGAGUAUCCUGAUCUUUCUGACAAAGCUCUGAGGUUUUUGAUGCCAUUUCCGACAACAUACUUAUGCGAAGCUGGAUUUUCUGCAUUGGUGGCACUCAAGACAAAAUACCGGAAUAAGCUUAACGUCGAGCCUGAUCUCCGCUUGCAACUUUCUUCACUCCAGCCCGACAUACAGCGCUUAGUAAAUGCUAAACAACAUCAACCUUCGCAUUAGUGCUCCAGUUCUCUUCUUUGCCGGUUUUGACUGUUUGUGACGGCUCAACCCUGCUUUUUCUGUUCCCUCUGACUGAUUGCUCCGCUAACGGUCUACCCGCUGCCGACCUCUGCCUGGAUUUGGUUUUCCGUUCACUUAAGAAGUGUCAACCCGAGUCUCAUGGGGCUUGGUGACUUGUUAUGUACAUUUUUAUGUUUAUUCAAUUAAUUACCAGUUCAUUCAAUAAAGACAGGUAACAGUAAUGCUUCUGAGUACUCAAUUACCAACACGACACAAAUAGCGGGUUCAUUAACAAAAUAGCAGUGGGCCGCGGAAACAUUUGUGUUUGGUUGUGUGGGCCGUGAGAUAAUAAAGGUUGGG